Alternaria incomplexa is the source of this 1062-nucleotide messenger RNA. RefSeq lists its product as uncharacterized. Gene Ontology annotation, biological process: carbohydrate metabolic process. Lineage: Eukaryota; Fungi; Ascomycota; Dothideomycetes; Pleosporales; Pleosporaceae. The coding region runs from base 1 to 1062 and encodes 353 amino acids. The transcript is spliced from 2 exons. The record is from RefSeq and is a predicted model, not a curated record.
AUGAAGUACCUCACAGCGCUGUUGAUACCUCUCCUCUACUGUACUCCUACAUACGCAGACUUUGCCGACGACGCAUUCUCAGCGAUAAAAACUCUACAAGAAAAAUGGUACAACUCUGAUACUGGUUUAUGGAACGACUUAUGGUGGCAGUCUGGCAACAUUAUUGAGACCGUCGCGCGCUUCGGUAUUCAGGAUGCCGACUUCAAAGAGCACGCCAUUAACAUCGUCUCCACCACAUACGCCAAAUCGUCCCAACAGCACGGUGCAGAUGGGUGGAAGAACAAAUUUUACGAUGACGAGGGGUGGUGGGCCAUGGGCUGGAUAGCCUCAUACGAUCUCACUGGAGACAUGAAGUACCUCGACACAGCCAGAGACAUCUUCGCCGACAUGACUACAGGCUGGGACGGCAAUCGGUGUGGCGGCGGCCUAUGGUGGUCCAAAGACCGCGACUACAUUGCUGCCAUCUCAAACGAACUCUUCUUAUCCGUUGCUGCCCAUCUGGCAAACCGGGCCGAGGGCCAGAUGAAAGAGGACUACACCAACUGGGCUGAGAUGGAGUGGGACUGGUUCGAAAAGUCCGGUAUCAUCAACUCCGACAGCUUAGUAAACGACGGCAUCGAUCCAUCAAGCUGCAAGAACAACGGCAGAACAACCUUCACUUACAACCAAGGCAUCGUCCUAGCUGGUCUCUCGGAAUUAGCUCGCGCAACAAACAACGGCGAUUACAUCGAAAAGGCCUACAAGCUCGCUACGGCGUCGACUUCUAAACUCAGUGACGGCAGCGGUAUCCUCACCGAGCCCGCUGAUGGCCCUCUCGACCCCGUCGCCUCGCAAUUCAAGGGCGCAUACGUUCGCGGUCUAUCAACGCUGUAUGAAAACGCACCACAAGAAGGUGUCCAACAAUUCUUCAUGCGCAAUGCGAAUGCGGCGAGGAGUCAGCCUAGGGUUGAUGGUGGCGUUAUUAUAGAUCUGUGGCAGGGGCCCAGCGACAAUGGCAACCCGAGCACACAUGCGAGUGGCAUUGACAUUCUUGUCGCCGCUGCGCUGGCUGGAGAAGCUUAA